AGUUCGCCGGCUAGUGGAAUCGCAUGAUUGCCCACUUCAACCUCUUUUCAACUUCAACCACCACCGCGACGCCCAAUUGCACAUCGCCAACAUGCCCGGCCCUGACGGAAAGCCCAAUUUGCUCGAUCGGUCCAUGCCGUCGUCGUUUGACGAGAACAACGAGUUUUACGAUGAGCGCAUCCUCCACAAGGUCUUCCGCAAGCUUAAGGAGGAGCCUCUGGUCCCUCUUGGCUGCGGUCUCACCGUUUUCGCCUUCGUCAGCGCCUGGCGCGCCAUCCGCCGCGGCGACUCGGUCCAAGCCAACAAGAUGUUCCGCGCGCGUGUAGCGGCGCAGGGCUUCACCGUCUUCGCUAUGGUGGCCGGCAGCAUGUACUACAAUAAGGACCGCGAACGCACGGCCGAGUUGCGCAAGAUCAAGGAGGCCAACGAGGCCGAGGAGAAGCGCCAGAGGUGGAUCCGCGAGCUCGAGGCCCGUGACGACGAGGAGAAGGCGCUCAAGGCCAUGCUGCAGAAGAAGAGGGCCAAGAUGGAGGCCAAGAACUCGGGAGCCGCUGAAGACGAAGCGCCGGCCGAGGGCGACAAGGCCAAAUCCGGAGGUGUGCUCGGCGCGUUGGGGCUCUCGGCGUGGACCAAGCCUGAGGAGGGCGACGCCGUGUCCGAGGCAACGUCGGCGGAGAAGCCGCAGAAGAAGGAAAAGCCCAACAGCACGCUCGGCACGAUCGGGGAGAUUUACGGCCGGAAGCCUUCCUCGUCCGACGGGUCAUCAUCGGAAGAGCCCAAGAAAUAGAACGCACGAUGGUCGGGGGUGGACUGGCUUGGCUGCGUGAAUGCGUGUAGACCUGCACCGAGUUACGGCCCGGCUGCGUUGUAUAGUAUGGGGAAUCGGCACCAGCAUCGAUGACGGGCACACUGUCUCAUUGAAGACUCCGCUCCGUCGUAUAUAAAAGCAAGGGCAAAAAAGGCGGCGCAUCUGGUGGAAUUGAACAAUCAUCUGACAUCUGGAAGUGCAAUGUGAGGAAUCUGCCGGCAUGCCCCAUGCUUGACUCUUGAAGAGUAAGGCUCCAAGGGGAAGCAGAGUUGUAGCAGUGAUGGACAAGAAGAUCGUAAAAGGCGUUGUCAUAGUCGAACCUGAGUGGGCUGAUGGUUUGCUGAUUUAUACCC
Messenger RNA from Colletotrichum destructivum, 1161 nucleotides. Its product is annotated as Putative hypoxia induced protein. Lineage: Eukaryota; Fungi; Ascomycota; Sordariomycetes; Glomerellales; Glomerellaceae. Gene Ontology annotation, cellular component: mitochondrion. The transcript has 3 exons. The record is from RefSeq and is a predicted model, not a curated record. Gene Ontology annotation, biological process: mitochondrial respirasome assembly. Bases 92 to 787 code for a protein of 231 amino acids.